Messenger RNA from Candidozyma auris, 2025 nucleotides. Its product is annotated as protein-transporting protein SEC63. The record is from RefSeq and is a predicted model, not a curated record. Bases 1 to 2025 code for a protein of 674 amino acids. Gene Ontology annotation, molecular function: RNA binding; transmembrane protein transporter activity. The transcript has a single exon. Gene Ontology annotation, biological process: post-translational protein targeting to endoplasmic reticulum membrane; SRP-dependent cotranslational protein targeting to membrane. Lineage: Eukaryota; Fungi; Ascomycota; Pichiomycetes; Serinales; Metschnikowiaceae. Gene Ontology annotation, cellular component: Sec62/Sec63 complex.
AUGGAUUCCGAAUACAGUUACGACGAAGGGUCUGAAACAUGGCCAUACUUCGUGUUGGCUUUGCUUGUGUUCGCCUUGUUGCCCAUUACCGUUAUAUAUUUGUGGGGUGCCGCAGGCAUGGGGACCCCAGCCAAGAAGCGUAUAAAGGGCAGCAUUGAACAUAACCAUAGGACUUUGAACUUGGAGCAUGCAGAUGCAAUUGAUAGGUUUUACUCAAAGGCCAAAUCAGACAGAAUUUUCAACAAGAAGCUCUUGUUUCUCGUUUUGGGCUGGGGUCUAGUUGCAUUCAUCUGGACUAGUUUUGCCAAGGAGGUAAGCUUGCAGGGGUUCUUUGAUCCCCAUACGAUUUUGGAUUUGCCAUACUCGGCAAAUGAGAAGGAGAUAAAGUCCAAAUACAAGAAAUUGUCCUUGAUCUAUCAUCCCGAUAAGCUUGUGAAGUACUCUGAAACAAUGAGAAAGGAAAUGGAAGCCCAGUUCCUUCGUGUGAACCAGGCGUACAGAGCAUUGACUGAUGAGGUAACCAUGGAGAACAUUAAGAAAUAUGGUCACCCUGACGGUCAACAGCAAAUCACCCACGGCAUCGCCAUUCCGAAGUUUUUGGUGGAGGGCAAGUACUCACCAAUCAUGGUUAUCUUCUACUUCCUUUUAAUUGGUGUUUUGAUGCCUGUGGUUGUCGGCUCUUGGUGGAACAACGUCAAGAGUCAUACCAAGGGUGGCUUGCAUGUUGACACAGCUGCAACAUUUGUCCGUAAGUUGGCUGACAAGAACCCCGGAAAGGUGUUUACACCAUUUGACAUUUUAGAUUGGGUACUCCAAUCUCAUGAGAUCAACUCUGGAUAUGCUAAUUUAUCCCACGAACAGCUUAAGUCUAUUAUUGUGAAACACAUGAAUCGUGAAUCUCGCGUUUCCGAUGACCUUCUUCUAGAAGCUGAAAAGUUGAAUCUUAUCUCUCAACUACCACUGCUUAUCGAAGGUUUCAUUGAGAUUGCCACCAAUUUCAGAGCUCACGAUGUGAUAAGUGCAGCCUACGAUUUGCUCAAGGGUAUUUAUCAGGCAUCUUCUCCUGUUGGCAAGCAUAGAGAAUUGUUGCAACUUCCUUUUGUCGAUAAGACCUCUGUUGAAUCACAGGAUGUGAAAAAAAUCGGUAAAUUGCUCACUUUACCGAAGGAAGAAGUUGGUAAGGUAUUGGGAAUUACUGACACUGACAAGCUCGAAGUUGCCCUAGAUGUUGCUGCACAUAUUCCUUUUAUUAGAGUUCUUGAUGCUACAUUCCGUGUCCCAGGAGAAGAUAUCGUGACCCCAAACUCCACAACACAUGUCGUCAUUAAUUUCCUCAUCAAAUCCCAGAGACUUAAAUCCUGUCCAGAAAUCAACGAAGAGCGUUUUCUUGAGGUUGAAGACAUCGAAGAUUUGAAGAACCCUUUGAGAUCGAAUGAGACUCAACCAGAACUACCAUAUGCAUACGCCCCAUACUACCCACGUCAAGUCGCAAACUUUUGGGAUGGCUACAUCGUUGGUCAAAGGGACAAUAAAUUUGUGGAGGGAACUGCAGCUGCAAAAUUAGAGAGAGUUGACUUAAGCAACUUAGAACUCACACAGGAGGAAUGGAUAGAAGGUAAGGAGGAUGUUGUUGUGCUCAGCUCUUUCAAAAUAAAAUUAGCCGUACCUGCUCCUCCCUCUAAAGGCACUUUUCACUUCAGGCUUCUUUUGAAAAAUAACGCAUACUUCGGUAAUGACGUUGAUAUUCCAUUAGAGAUGAAGGUUCUGGAUCCCCCUAUCAAUGUGGAAGCCGUCAAGAAAGCUGCCAAAGCCUUUGGUGGUGGUGGUGAUGACGAUGACGAUGAAGAGGAAGAUUCAGACAGCGAUAUCUCUGACCCAGAAGAGGACUCCCUUGCUGGGGCUUUAGCAGCGCUCAGAGGUGAAGCUGUCAAGAAGACAUCUGCCGAAGAAGAAGAGGAAGAGGAUGACAACGAAAGUGUUUUCAGUGAUAUUAACACCGACACUGAGGACGAGGCCGAGAAGUAG